CAGCUUUUACAGCAACAGAGUUUAGACUGUCUUUGCUUCAUCAUCUGAAGGCAAAAUUUUCCAGAUACGGCAGACGGCUCUCAGAGUACAAUAAACAGGGAAUGAGAACUAUUUACAUGGAAAUUUCUUCCUCAUGAUGCAGCGGAGAAGCCUCGGCCACUUGAUUUCGCCAGAUGUUCCUGGGGUUACUGUAAAAGGAAAGGAGAGGCACAGCUAAACAAGGCUCAAGAUUUAAAAGUGCCUGUGUGAAGUCACUUUUGCAGGAAACCACAGCCCGGGAGCUUUUGUGUUACCGUGUUUUGCUAUCAAAUACACAUUACCCUGACCUUACGAGUGGAUGAAGAUACCUCAAUUGUCUGGCUUUGCCAAUUGCUUGAUUUCGGAAUUUUAAAAGGUGAAAGGAAAGAGAAAAUUCUGCUAAGAUCUGAACAUCUAAGUGGCUUAUUUUCCAGCAUCAUCAAUAGCUGCGAGCAUCAGAACUAAAUAGUCUCCCAAGGAGUGCCAUGAUAUUGAAGUCACUUUAUUAAAAACAAUUGUGUCUGCAAAACGAUCAGGUGACUCAGACGUUUGUGGCCAGAGAUGACACUGAGCAUGCUUUCAUUGCAGCCCGCAGUCUUCGAGUGGGGCAUAUUGAUUGAUGAGUGACCGCCUGCCAAUAAAUUCUCUCCUCACCCUGUUUCCUGGAUUGGGCUUCUUUAAGCAAUUUGUCACUUACCUUCAGACUUACAUGUGGGAUUUUUCACAGCAAUAGUUUUGGAAUCAUUGGAACUUGAUUUGAUUUCAUCAUUUAACAGAAACGAACAGGAUCCAAAUUAUUUUCUCAUCAUGGCUUUGAAUGUUGCCCCGGUCAGAGAUACAAAAUGGCUGACCUUGGAAGUCUGCAGACAGUUCCAGAGAGGAACGUGCUCCCGCUCUGAUGAAGAAUGCAAAUUUGCUCACCCCCCCAAAAGUUGCCAGGUUGAAAAUGGAAGAGUAAUUGCCUGCUUUGAUUCCCUAAAGGGCCGUUGUUCAAGAGAGAACUGCAAGUAUCUUCACCCUCCAACACAUUUAAAAACUCAACUCGAAAUUAACGGGAGGAACAAUUUGAUCCAGCAAAAAACUGCAGCAGCAAUGCUUGCCCAGCAGAUGCAAUUUAUGUUUCCAGGAACCCCACUUCAUCCAGUGCCCACUUUUCCUGUAGGUCCCGCAAUAGGGACAAAUACGGCAAUUAGUUUUGCUCCUUACCUAGCACCGGUAACCCCUGGAGUUGGGUUAGUCCCAACGGAAAUUCUACCCACCACACCUGUUAUUGUUCCCGGAAGUCCACCUGUCACUGUCCCGGGCUCAACUGCAACUCAGAAACUUCUCAGGACUGACAAACUGGAGGUCUGCAGGGAGUUCCAGCGAGGAAACUGUGCCCGGGGAGAGACUGACUGCCGCUUUGCACACCCCGCCGACAGCACCAUGAUCGACACAAACGACAACACCGUAACCGUUUGUAUGGAUUACAUAAAGGGGCGUUGCAUGAGGGAGAAAUGCAAAUAUUUUCACCCUCCUGCACACUUGCAGGCCAAAAUCAAAGCUGCGCAGCACCAAGCCAACCAGGCCGCGGUGGCCGCCCAGGCAGCCGCGGCCGCGGCCACAGUCAUGACUCAGUCGACUGCCAAAGCAAUGAAGCGACCUCUCGAAGCAUCUGUAGACCUGGCCUUUCCUCCUGGUGCUCUUCAUCCUUUACCAAAGAGACAAGCACUUGAAAAAAGCAACGGUGCCAGCACCGUCUUUAAUCCCAGCGUCUUGCACUACCAGCAGGCUCUCACCAGUGCACAGCUGCAGCAACACACAGCAUUCAUUCCGACAGUACCCAUGAUGCACAGCGCUACGUCAGCCACUGUCUCUGCGGCAACAGCUCCUGCAACAAGUGCCCCCUUCGCAGCAGCAGCCACAGCCAAUCAGCGGAUGGUGUGUAGGCUGAAGCAGAGGGCCAAAGCAGUCUGGGUGAGCCAAGAUAAUUCUGAAAUAAUCAGCAGAAACGGAAUGGAAUGCCAAGAAUCUGCAUUGAGAAUAACUAAACAUUGUUACUGUACAUACUAUCCUGUUUCCUCCUCAAUAGAAUUGCCACAAACUGCAUGCUAAAUAAAGAUUUAGUUCUUCUGGACAGACCACAACUCUAAGAAGCUAGUGCUGCUAUAUCAUAUAUGAGUAUUAAAUAUGGUAUGCUUAGUAUAUUCCAACCUAAGAUAGUUAACUACCUGAGACCAGCUGUGAUGUUUAAAGACAUAAAGGAUAAAGUUUACUUUUAAAGGGUUUCUAAACAUAGUUUCUGUCCUAGGAAUAUUGUCUUAUCUCCAUAACUAUAGCUGAUGCAGAAAGUCCAACCAAUUUACUCAUUUUGACUCAGAAUAUUUCAAAGUUAGCAAUAAACAAUUAGCAUUAGUUUAAAAAAAAAAACCUAUUCCAAGGGCAGGUUCGAUUCUAACUUCAAUUACUGUCAUUUCAUUUACCUACUGGAUCAAAGCUAUGUUUCACUUCUUGACAACACGAAUGCUGCAGCAAAGAUGAGAAGUGAAGUAAAACCGUUACCUGUCCUGCAGGUCUAAAAUUUGAAUGGAAAUUCAAGCACAAGUACUGGGGACACAUCAAAGUGUGGUAUUUGGUUUGCCUGGAGAUGCCGCAUUGAAUCAUGUGAUUCUAGAAUAACAUUAACUAGAUUGAAAAAGAAACUUUGCACGGUAUGAUCUUCAUACCCCACCAAACAAAGUCUUGAAGGUAUUAUUUUACAAGUAUAUUUUUAAAAUUGUUUUAUAAGAGAGACUUUGUAGAAGUGCCUAGAUUUUGCCAGACUUCAUCCAGCUUGACAAGAAUGAGAGGCCCAUGCCAACAGUCUAAUCAAAAGGAUUAGUCUUUCAAACUCACCAUCCGGUUGCCUGUUACAGAAUAACUCUUCUGAACUAAAAACCUAGACAAACAAGGAAGCUGUAGGUGAGGAGAUCUGUAUAAUAUUCUAAUUUAAGUAAGUUUGAGUUUAGUCACUGAAAAUUUGACUGUGACUUUAAUCUAAAUUACUAUGUAAACAAAAAGUAGAUAGUUUCACUUUUUAAAAAAUCCAUUACUGUUUUGCAUUUCAAAAGUUGGAUUAAAAGGUUGUAACUGACUACAGCAUGGAAAAAAAUAGUUCUUUUAAUUCUUUCACCUUAAAGCAUAUUUUAUGUCUCAAAAGUAUAAAAAACUUUAAUACAAGUACAUACAUAUUAUAUAUACACAUACAUAUAUAUAUACUAUAUAUGGAUGAAACAUAUUUUAAUGUUGUUUACUUUUUUAAAUACUUGGUUGAUCUUCAAGGUAAUAGCGAUACAAUUAAAUUUUGUUCAGAAAGUUUGUUUUAAAGUUUAUUUUAAGCACUAUCGUACCAAAUAUUUCAUAUUUCACAUUUUAUAUGUUGCACAUAGCCUAUACAGUACCUACAUAGUUUUUAAAUUAUUGUUUAAAAAACGAAACAGCUGUUAUGAAUUACUAUUAUGUGUAAUUGCUUAAAACAUCCAUUUUCUUUGUGAACGUAUUAGUGAUUGAAGUAUUUUGACUUUUGAGAUUGAAUGUAAAAUAUUUUAAAUUUUGGCACCACCGCCUGUUCUGAAAACUAGAUGCACCAACCAUAUCAUUUUUGUUUGAGGAAAAAGAAAUCUGCCAUUUUAAUUAAUGUUGGUCAAAGUCUAAUGACUAUUUAUCUUAUAUUGUAGAUUUGAUAACCCUAUCAAAAAAAAAUCACAUUCUAAGUGUAAUCUUACAUAGUGCUUGUAUUGUUGCAUUUGUUUUAAUUUGUGGGAAACUAUUGUAUCUAACUUGUAUUUCUUUGGUAGUUUCAUCUUUAUGUAUUAUUGAUAUUUGUAAUUUUCUCAACUAUAACAAUGUAGUUAUGCUACAACUUGCCUAAAACAUUCAAACUUAUUUUCUUUUUUCUUUUUUUCUUUGUUAAUUCACUUAAACUCAUUGAAAACAUAGUAUACAUUACUAAAAGGUAAAUUAUGGGAAUCACUGAAAUAUUUUUGUAGACUAAUUAUUGUAACAUUGUCUUUUUUUUCUUUUGUUUCAUGAUUUUGAUUUUUAAAGUUUUUAGCACACAACUAUUUUCAGCCCUUUAAUAAUGGAGCAUCAAAAACAUCACCUAUACCCCCCCAAGCGAAUAUAGAAGACUGUAUUUUUACUAUGAUAUCCAUUUUCCAGAAUUGUGAUUGUAAUAUGCAAAGAGUCAUAAAUAUGCCAUUUACAAUAAGGAGGAGGCAAGGCAAAUGCAUAGAUGUACAAAUAUAUGUACAACAGAUUUUGCUUUUUAUUUAUUUAUAAUGUAAUUUUAUAGAAUAAUUCUGGGAUUUGAGAGGAUCUAAAACUAUUUUUCUGUAUAAAUAUUAUUUGCCAAAAGUUUGUUUAUAUUCAGAAGUCUGACUAUGAUGAAUAAAUCUUAAAUGCUUUGUUUAAUUACAGAACAAAAUCACCAAUAUCCAAGACAUGAUGAUAGCAAUUCAACAAAUACUGUAGUUAAGAGAUGAACUCGCCACUUGUAUGGGAACUACAUUUCACUCUUGGUUUUCAGGAUAUAACAGCACUUCACCUACAUAUUCUUUGAGCCAUAUCACUGGUAACAUUUCUACUAAAUCUUUCUGUAACACUUAAAGAAUUCCCUCAUUCAUUACCUUACAGUGUAAACAGGAGUCUAAUUUGUAUCAAUUCUAUGUUUUGGUUGUAAUAUUCAGUUCACUCACCCAAUGUACAACCAAUGAAAUAAAAGAAGCAUUUAAAAGGA
This is a messenger RNA of Mesoplodon densirostris (Blainville's beaked whale), 4774 nucleotides long. It is a transcript of the gene MBNL2, whose product is annotated as muscleblind like splicing regulator 2. Bases 826 to 2112 code for a protein of 428 amino acids. The transcript is spliced from 10 exons. Gene Ontology annotation, molecular function: metal ion binding. NCBI's taxonomy places the organism in Eukaryota, Metazoa, Chordata, Mammalia, Artiodactyla, Ziphiidae. The record is from RefSeq and is a predicted model, not a curated record.